GUGAGGUACGGAGCAGAGGCUAGCAGCUUCACCGCCUCUCGUCCAGCGGGGUUCACCGUCAUUCUAACACCGGGAGGACCAUUUGCGUUUCACCAGACGUGUAUGUCAUAUUGCGGAACCCAGAACGGAGGGUGAGCGCGUGACAAAGGGCUGUUUUACAUUCCUCUGCCACUCAGCUCCUUCCUGUUAGCCGGACAGCUAGCCGACGUUAGCCAGUUUUUGCAAUCAUGGCGGCGGAGUGUUGUUGCUCCUCCGCGCGGGUUCCUCCUGGUUAUCCUGUCGUCGCAUGACGUGACUCGUUGUGUGAGAUAUUGUGAAAUAAUGUACACGCGUGCCUGGGCUACUAAAUACGCGAGGGACAAAUAAGUUGGACCAAAAAAAACCCCCACUUGGUCGAUUUCCAAGACGUCUACAACCGCAGUGAACGGCAGGUGUUGUUCGGGCUGUGGAGUUCAUCCCCUCGCGCUGCCAUGUCCUUCUGGCCUCCCAGCCGCCGCAGCAAAUGGGACCAGCCGGGCCCAGGUUCUGGUGGCCUGGGGGAGGCAGAGGCUGCUCCCACCGGGGCUCUGGAUGCUGCCGCUGCGGUGGCUGCAAAGAUCAACGCGAUGUUGGUAGCGAAGGGCAAACUCAAGCCCUCACAGAUCGGAGUCCCAGGACCCCCUGACAAGGCUAUCGGUGUUGGGAAGCCUCCGAUGCAGGCAAAGGCCAAAGAUGACCUGGUUGUAGCUGAGGUGGAGAUCAAUGACGUACCAAUCACCUGUCGGAAUCUGUUGACACGUGGGCAAACGCAGGAUGAGAUCAGUAAAGUGAGCGGUGCUGCGGUUUCAACCCGAGGGCGUUACAUGGCGGCAGAGGAGAAGGGCAAAGCGCUUCCAGGGGAUCGGCCUCUGUAUCUGCAUGUCCAAGGACAGACGAGAGAGCUCGUCGACAGGGCAGUUAAUAGAAUCAAGGAAAUCAUCACCCACGGUGUCGUGAAGGCUGCCACCGCCUCGUCUUCAUCACCGUUCUCCCCGAGCGGGGCUUCAGUCACAGUUUACCAGCAGCAUCACCCCCCUCCUCCCUCACUGAACCACCACAAACCACACUUUCAGUCCGGAAUGCAUUAUGUUCAAGAUAAAAUCUUUGUGGGCCUGGAGCACGCUAUCAUGGGCUUUGUGGUCAAAGAGCGGGUCGAGGGCCCCGGCUGCUCAUACCUGCAGCACAUCCAGGCGGAGACGGGGGCCAAAGUCUUCCUGAGAGGGAAAGGAUCCGGCUGUUUAGAGCCGGCCUCUGGGAGAGAGGCCUUUGAACCCAUGUACAUCUACAUCAGUCAUCCUAAACCAGAAGGACUUGCAGCAGCAAAAACCUUGUGUGAGAAUCUUCUUCAGACGGUCCAUGCAGAUUAUUCUCGCUUCCUCAAUCAAAUGAGCUCCAUGAUGCCAAUCCAACAAGGCUUCACACAGCCUCCCGUGGUGAACGGGAUGCCUCCGCAGCCUCCGUACUACCCGCCCGCUGGAUACCAGCCGGGCUACGCGAUGCCUGUGCCCCCCCCUCAGACACAACCCGUCUCUUUACCGUACACCGUCCCACCUCCUAUACAUCCCACAGUCCCCGCAGGUGUGCCUCUUCAGUACUCCCUCCCCCCCGCCCUCGCUCCCGCUCACACCCUCCCUCCAACGCCGGGCCAUGCUCCUGCUUCGGGCACGAUGCCACAGACUCUUCCUCCUGUGCCUUUUCCUUCAUCAGCUGCAGCGCCACCGAAAGCUCCGACUCCCGCCGCUCCAGUCUUACCACCGCAGAAGAGACGCUUCACAGAGGAGGUCCCCGACGAGAUUAACAGCAACCUGCUCGGAUACCAGCAUGGACCCAUUCAUAUGACUAAUUUAGGUGCAGGCUUCCCAAUGGGCAGCCCAGAGGUUAUCGGACCCCCUCCACAGAGUUCCUCUGGCCCGCCGAGUGAGAGGGACAGUCGGCAUCUGAUGCCUCCACCUCUGCUGCCUGUGAAUGGAGUGAGACCCAAGAUGGAGGAGCGAAGGGCGAUGCACGGCUUUGUGGAGCCCUCAAUGAAGAGAUUGAAAACCGGUCUGGUGGCGUACACCGGCGACUCUUCAGAUGAAGAGGAAGACCACCUAACCUGCAAAGCCUCAGGGCCAGGUAACCCUGGGGCAGUUCCCCCCACCUCCUCAGGCUGGACACACGGCUAUCGCUGCCCCCCCCCAGCGACCCCCCGUGCUAAAACACAGCCACAGCAGCAGCAGCCUAUGCCUUUCUGGAUGGCGCCCUAAAACAGAGGAACGUCUCCUCGGUGCUUUCUUUGUGCCGAGUCUCACGACAUGUUCACACGUAAACUGAGCCCGUGUUCUCUCACCACGUGGAUGACGCUUAACAGCCACAUGUUGGUUGCAGCGUAAUCUUAGUGCUUCGGUCCAAAUGGACAUUCUUAUGUUUUGGGAAAACUACGUUGUUUCUUCUGGUGCACACGUUAGAGUUUGAAGACGAACAUUUGCAGGACUGAUGCUCAAGCUAUUUUGUGGAUGUGUAGAUGCUCAGAAGAGCGACAUUCUGCCUCCAGUUUGAUUUGGAAAGGUUUGAACACAGAAGUGUUUGAAUAUUGUGUUGUUGUAAAAACAAUAUCACAAGCCAAUGACCACUUUCCAUUUAUUCCCUAGCACAGCUUUUUGUAAAUUGCCCUUCUUCCUUUUCCCCUGUCCAAGUCAGUGACACCAUUCUUUCCUAUUCGGAUCUUUUUGUACAGAUCAUCCUGGACUAAUACCUAGUAGACCUAAUGGAUUUAUUCAUGUUUUUAUGAAAUAAAUAAACUUAAUUUAUUGCAGUGUU
Pseudoliparis swirei is the source of this 2817-nucleotide messenger RNA. It is a transcript of the gene khdc4, whose product is annotated as KH domain containing 4, pre-mRNA splicing factor. The record is from RefSeq and is a predicted model, not a curated record. The transcript has 13 exons. NCBI's taxonomy places the organism in Eukaryota, Metazoa, Chordata, Actinopteri, Perciformes, Liparidae. Gene Ontology annotation, cellular component: nucleus. Gene Ontology annotation, molecular function: RNA binding. The coding region runs from base 471 to 2264 and encodes 597 amino acids.